CCAUUAAGCUUAAUGCUAACAAUGUUGCCACUUGCGCUAGCGGCAGCAAAAUGUGGCAAAGCACCCAAAUCUGUGCAGAAUGUGCAACUCUGUUGUCCUUUGCCGCUGCCCAACUGGGGUGCCUACAACAGCGAGUGCGCACAAUCAGGCACGCAAGCAAGCUGUCGCCUGGCUUGCAUAUUCAAUGCCGCUGGCGCGUUGCAGGGCAAUCAGCUUAAUCUGCCACGCGUGCGUCCCAUGUUGGAGCGCGCCUUUGGCAAUCAGCAAAUUAUUGAUGCCUAUGAUCUGAGUUUUGCCAGCUGCGGCGCUGUGGUGCGCCAACGUUACUCGCAGCUGGCCAAGCUGAGUAGUCAAAGUGAUGCCUGCGAUCGUCAUGCGCUCUUCUACAGUCUCUGCGCCUACUCCAAGCUAAUGAAACAUUGUCCUUCAGCCAACUGGCAGCGCCAUAAUCAGGACUGUCGCAAAGCGCGCACUUAUGUCACAAACUGUGCCUGGCCAGCGCUUCAAAAGUUUUUCCAGAGCACUUAA
Messenger RNA from Drosophila busckii, 528 nucleotides. RefSeq lists its product as uncharacterized. The transcript is spliced from 3 exons. NCBI's taxonomy places the organism in Eukaryota, Metazoa, Arthropoda, Insecta, Diptera, Drosophilidae. The coding region runs from base 13 to 528 and encodes 171 amino acids. The record is from RefSeq and is a predicted model, not a curated record.